UUGGACUGCAAGUUUCAAAGGAUUUGAUAUCUGGAACAUUUUCAUCGAAGGGACUUAAAAUAAUAGGAACUAAUUUAGAUACUAAAAUAUGCGAAGAUUAAUAUUUUUGUUUGGUGUGUUGUUGACAGCGAAUGCUCAAGUGAGCAUGAAUGCAAUUAAAGAAGGAGGAUGCUCCAAUAAAUGCUGCAGUGGUGGCAAAUGUGAUGCAGAUUUUUUUGCUCAGUACAGUCCUUGCUCUUACGGAUGUUCAGUGAAUGGAAUCUAUCAGUAUUACAAUGAAAAGGAUUUCACUAAGUGUGGAACCAAUAAAAUUUGCUACAGUGGCCAAUGCCGUGAUAUCGGUUACACCAGUAUCUGUCAGAAAAUAUAUGGAAAAGAUUUUAUUGGAUUAGAGGAUCCGUUUAACACUUGCCAGUUCCAAUGUAUUGGAACAUUUCAAGGUUGUGGAAAAAUAUUUGUGGAAGAUGUGCCAACGAAUGCUCUUUGUGUUGUUGGUUUUUCCAGUAAUUUGGGAUUAUGCCAAAAAGGAGUUUGUGUUUCACCAAAUCCUGUUUCACCUCGAUAUCCUGUGGCAUUUGCAGGUGGAUUAAGUAACACUAUUGGAACACCAGCUGAUUCUGCAACCCCAAGAGGUUAUGUUUCACUACCAGAAAGGGUUGUAAGAGGAAAUAAUAUUGAUAAUAAUCCAAGUGUAGGAUCUCAGAAAGUUGCUUGUUGUGGUAAUAAUCAGAUAGGAAAUGAUAACGAAUCAUCUGAUAAUAGUUCUGAUGAGGACAGUAGUAGUUUGGAAGAAGACAGUGGUGAUUCGAAUGAAGACAGCAGUGAUUCAUUGGGUAUUUCUGCUGAAGACAGCAGUGAUUCAUUGGGUAUUUCUGCUGAAGACAGUAGUGAAUCGGAAGAAAAUAGUAGUGGUUCGAGUGAAGGUAGUAGUGAUUCGAGUGAAGAUAGUAGUGAUUCGAAUGAAGAUAGUAGUGAUUCGAAUGAAGAUAGUAGUGAUUCGAAUGAAGAUUGUUGUGUAUCGGAAGAAGACAACGGUGGCUCAGACGAAGACUGUUGCGCAUCGGAUGAAGAAAACAGUGACUCCGACGAAGAUUGCUGCAAUUCAGAUGAAGAUGGCAGUGAUUCGGAUGAAGAUAGCAGUGAUUCUGAUGAAGACAGCAGUGACUCGGAUGAAGACAGCAGUGACUCGGAUGAAAGCAGCAGUGAGUCGGAUGAGGAUAGCAGUGAUUCAGAUGAAGAAAGCAGUAGUUCUGAGGAAGAUAAUAGUGAUUCGGAUGAAGAUAACAGUGAUUCCUUAGGCGAAUUGAAUGACGAUAGCUCUAGUGGUAAGAGCAACGGUGGUUCGGGUGGAUCAAGCGGUUCAAGUUCUAGAAGCUCUAGUAGCUCAAGAUCUAGAAGUUCUAGUAGCUCAAGAUCUGGAAAUUCUAGUAGCUCAAGAUCUGGAAAUUCUAGUAGUUCAAGAUCUGGAAGCGCUAGUAGCUCAAGAUUUGGAAGCUCUAGUAGCUCAAGAUCUGGAAGUUCUAGUAGCUCAAGAUCUGAAAGCUCUAGCAAUUUAUUAUCAGAAAUUUUAAGUGGCUUAAGUACCUCGAAGUCUGGAACCUCUAGCAAUAUGCUGUCUGAAAUAACUAGUGCUUUAGGUGCUGAUAGAUCUGGAGAAACGUCAAAUGGAGGAGUGCUGAAUAACCUAUCAUCAGGAAAUGGUGGUUUAUUAAGUGUCUUAGAAAAACUAUUGUACAAUUUGAUAGAAAGCCGAAGUAGUUCAUCUUCAAGUGCGUCAAGUUCUUCAUCUAGUUCAGCUACAAGUUCAUCAUCCGUACUUGAUAAAGUAGGAAAGGCAGUAAAUUCUGUUCUGAGCGAUACCACAGGAAAAGCAAGCUCGACAAGUAGUUCAUCCUCCAAAUCUGUAACAAGUGCAACAAAACGUGCAUCAUCCGCUGCAAGUUCUGCGACAAAUUCUGCCUCAAGUUCAUCUCAAAGUGUGCUGCAGAAAGCAGGAAGUUCAGGAAGUUCAGCUGUAGGUGGGGUUGGUGGCGCUGUUAACUCGCUAUAAUUUAGAAACAAUGUCAUUAAUGUUUGUUAUAACAAAAAAUAUAAUUGUUGUUGAAAUUA
This is a messenger RNA of Parasteatoda tepidariorum (common house spider), 2109 nucleotides long. RefSeq lists its product as uncharacterized. The record is from RefSeq and is a predicted model, not a curated record. NCBI's taxonomy places the organism in Eukaryota, Metazoa, Arthropoda, Arachnida, Araneae, Theridiidae.